Saimiri boliviensis boliviensis (Bolivian squirrel monkey) is the source of this 518-nucleotide messenger RNA. NCBI's taxonomy places the organism in Eukaryota, Metazoa, Chordata, Mammalia, Primates, Cebidae. The record is from RefSeq and is a predicted model, not a curated record.
AUGGCGGAGACCCUUUCUCCAGCCCUUUUCCUGGCAACGGUCACACCCGACGGUUCCCCGCAUCCUCAACGGUCUAAGUCACUGCGCAAAACCCGCUUUGCCAGGGACAAAGAUGGUGGGCAGGAAACUCUGACGUCAGAUAACCUCGCCGCGCCACGUCAUCGGGGUGCGCGGGAGGCCCGGAAAGGCUGGCGUCUCUGCCGCCUUCCAGACCCGAAGAAAAGUCCUUUCCACCUCCGGAUUCCCUUCCUCCCUCUGCCCCUAGCUCCGCCGCCUGCAGGAACACAGGGCUCGGCCCCGGGCCCAAGCUACGACUCCCGGAGCCAGACGUGUGCGCGGCGCCCCAGACAACUUGUCAAAAAGACGUCCGCAGAGAGACGUUCAGGGCUGCAGCCUUCCCGCGAGGCUCCCAUGCAGAGCCAGCUACGAAAGGCGUCCCCGGAGUCCCCGUGCUUUCUAUUUCCGGGUGCGUCUUCCGUCAUAAAGCGGAGACGUCGCUUCUAACGUGGCGUCGUGGG